Messenger RNA from Anopheles funestus (African malaria mosquito), 11885 nucleotides. Its product is annotated as ras guanine nucleotide exchange factor P-like. Lineage: Eukaryota; Metazoa; Arthropoda; Insecta; Diptera; Culicidae. Gene Ontology annotation, molecular function: zinc ion binding; RNA polymerase II cis-regulatory region sequence-specific DNA binding; DNA-binding transcription factor activity, RNA polymerase II-specific. The record is from RefSeq and is a predicted model, not a curated record. Gene Ontology annotation, biological process: negative regulation of transcription by RNA polymerase II; positive regulation of transcription by RNA polymerase II; cell fate commitment. The transcript has 10 exons. The coding region runs from base 3049 to 5898 and encodes 949 amino acids. Gene Ontology annotation, cellular component: nucleus.
UUGGCUGUUCGUACCCGGUUUUAAGAAACAAAUCAUCAACCGGUCCGUUAACACGUGCGUACCGUGUCGCGCUCUCGUACGUCCGUUUGUUCGUUCGCAAAACAUUUCUCGUUCGCCGCGUGUUCAAUAUUCUCUCCCUCUCUCUCUCUCUGCGUUACGUACGUGCAAAGGGUUUUUUUCUUGUUGUUGUUGUUUUUUUUGUUUCAUCUCUUUCCGUUCACCGUGCGUGUAUCAAGCAUCCCUUCAAACUACCCCUAAUCCUUGCUCUCUUUCGUUCCCUCUUACUCUUCCCAUCCUUUUCCAACAUAAACACACGAACACUCACACACACGUGUACACGCAUCGUUUACCUGUGUAGCCUGUUCGCUCAAACACACACACACAUACAACCCCCAAACCAUGUAUGGAACGCUGCAGUGCGUUUCCAAACACACGACAUCGUAGUGUACGGGGGGAUUUGCUCUCGCAUGCAUAACCGCGCUCGCUCACACACACUUCCGACAUAUCUGUAUGCUCUUUCGCUCCCUCUCUCUCUCGCAUACACCGGUUAUGUGUCGCGGUCUGUUGUUUUCGUUCGGUAUUUCGAAUUGUCAGUGAUUUUUACUUUUACCUGCGGCUGCCGUUUUAUUGUGCGUGUUCAUUUUCGAUCGCGAUAUUGUGCACAAAAACGGCAAAAAAAAACCCCCACUGCUCUAGAACUUCUUCUGCAUCUGUGUGGCCUUUGCCUGUAGUUCAGCGUUACGUUGCGCUGCCGUGCAUUUUUCUGGGUACAUUUGGUGGCAUUCAAAUCGGUUAAAAUGUCACGAUAAAACGCGUUUUCGUGCUCAGUGCUAGUUUCGCUGGUUUUUAGAUGUGGCAAGAUGUACGCAAUUUUAAGCAUUUGCAAGCAUGGUUGCACGGUGGAACACAGAAACAGUGAAGAUGGUUGUAAUUUAACAAUCUCCCUUAAGCUACCAUCAAUCCCCAAGUGUGACAAAACGGCAUCGGUUUAGUUGUGUGUGGCGGUGUGGCCUGUUCGGCCAUCGGCUAAUCUUAUUAGCGUUCAAUCUAUCAGCUUAUCGGCGGCCAUUUGCUUGCAAUGCGAGCGGCUGUCCCGGUGAUAUCGUUCGUCUGGCCGGACAUUGGUGCUUUCCAUCGUGGUUAUAAACCGGCCCUUAUGGUGUGUGUUUUGUGUGCGAUAGUCCAUUGUUCGAAUCAGUCCAAUAGAAAUAUAGGUGCGUUUGUGGUUAAAAAAUGGUGAAUCUACAUCCAGCGGCGACUGCGAUACAACCAAACAAAGCAUGCGUUGAUGAAUGUUUAAGCGAUGUUAUCUCGCUUGUCAUCUGAUUGCGUGUCGCUGUUUUGCAAUCGAAUCAGUUCCGUUUCAUCCGUCGUUCUUGGUGGUGCAUGGUGCAGUGUGUGAGAUUAUUGUGUAAAAUUAGAUACAUUUACCUGCCCAAAACAAAAAAAAGGUUGAGUUUUAAUCGCUUUGCCAUACAUCUUUCACCCAUUAUGGCUAUUAUUGACGUUUUGUAACACCGUUAGGCAGCUACAGUUACGGUUUGUUUUGUGUUACAAAAAAACCCUUUCCCUGCUAACACACGGAUAAGAUGAAGCAAUAGUUAAGCAAAUAAUUGAAUCAAAACCGGGCGAGAAAUGGCGUUUUGAUGCCGGUUUUCCCCCACGUGAAGACCUUGAAACACCGGGUGUGUAAUCGUCUGGCUUAUAAUACGCGAGUGUGUGUGUGCGUUUAAGUGGUUUUUGGCUUGAAAGGGAAAGGCAAUAAAAACCGGUGAAGAAUACGCAGCGAUAAAGCGAGAGGACGACUUCCUUUCCGUGUGCAAGGACUGUGUGUCUGAUGACGAAUCUGGCAAACAUUUCACCGCUUGCUUCCGUUUCCCGUCAGUUCCAACAACAAAAAAACACGCCGUUGAUCUUACACCAGCGUGGCGAGCCCAAUCGGACAAAUCGCGUAUUAAAUUUUGAUAAACACCCUCUGCCAGACGACAAAAACAGAGCAACAAAACCAUCGUUCCCAACAACGCUGUGCCUGGCAGCUGUUCCACUGUCCGGAGGCUGCAUACUCCCGCAGGCCCCGGAGAAUUGGUCGCCGGUUUUGCAAUUAAACAACACUCACUUUGAGCGAGCCUUAAUGUUCCAUUUUACGAGAUGUUGUAGCAAAUUUAAUUAAAUCCGUGUCGAUUGUAUAGUCACUUCACUUUUACACCACAUAAACACACAAACAUCCACGCGCACGCAUUGUGUACGUACCGAACGGAGUCAAGUGCCUGAAGAAUGAUAUCCUUUCGCAGGAUGUGGUGACAAAUAAAACAUACUCGAAUUCUCACACACAGACACAUCUUUCACUCACCAAAACUAGAAUUUUUCAAACGAUACAACACGUACACGUGUGCAAAUGCGUCACAAAACAGAGUGAACCAAGUGUGCUUAAGUGUGCGAAUGUCCAUUCUUUCUGUUCGUGUUAUGUGUGUGUGUUGUGUGUGUGUGUGUCCAAGCAGUUCGUGUGCGUGUGAUUUAGUUUUCGUCUGGUGGUCGAUUUUAUCUCGUUGGUGUGGCGUGUGAUUGUGUUAAGCGUUUGUUUCCGUAAAGUAAAAGCCAAGUUUACAUGUUUCGUGUCUUUACGUGUAAAGCUAACAAAUAAAGCGCUAGGUGCUAGUGAGAGGUAAACGUGGAAGGAGCGUGAAACUAGUGAUCACUGAAGUAAUCCUGCAAAGGGGAUAGUGUGUGGAUCCCCGCAUGUGUCCGCAGGCUCAAUGGUUAGCGUCCGCAGCCGGUACCGAAAACGGCUCCAAACCCAGCACCAGCAACACAACCAUUAGCCCGAGCGGGGCCCGCGAAUAGUAGUGUCCGAAGCAGCAAAAAAGAGCAGAGUCGAAAGCAGCUCACCGGGCAAAAGAAAAGGUUACGACGGAAAGGGGGUGAAAAUAUUCAAUCACAGUUCAAUCUUGCCACUCUCUCCCCUGGCACACAGCGUUUCCCUUUUUCCAUACCUCCCCACACACACACCCACACCCACCCCCCACUCUAAAAGUACCCGCCUUCACAAAUAUGUCGAAUGUACCGGCAAAGUUUUACACCCUGUGCCGACUGUGCCUGACAACGGUUCGGGACUGUGAUCUUCCCGAGGCGACGGUCAAUUUUCGCGAUCCACCCAAUGGUCAGCAUCAGCAACAGGAGCAGAUCGUCGACCAUGAUCACGAGCUGAUGGAACAGCAGCAGCUCCCGAUCGUGGAGUGUAAUGUGGAAAUAGUCUGCACAGAGGACGACGUUGGUAGCGUUGGCAAUCAGACAGAUGCCAUCGCUUCAUCGCCCGUUGACAUGGAAGCGGACGGUGGUGGUGGUGGCGAUGGUGAUGGUGGUGGCGGUGGCAGUGACGAUGGUAAUGGUGUUGAUGCAUCGCAAAAGGAUGUGCGUGGAAAGGACGGUGAAGCAAGUGCCCUUCCGGUGGUCGUUACAGCGAAUGGUGGCGCUGCUGACGGGAAUCACAUUAGCAGCAGCAGCAGCAGCAGGAGCAGCAGUAGUGGACAUGGAGACGAAGAUGAAGACUACGAGGAUGAUGAUGUAUUCAGUGCCGGCAACAUGUAUCCUGAUCUUCCGAAGCGGAUAUGGACGUGUCUUUCAAUUAAGAUUGCACCAGAGGAUGGUUUGCCAACGGUUGUGUGUAGUUCCUGUCGUGAUCAGCUAGAAUCCUGCCAUCGGUUCCGCCGGGUAGCUCACAGGACGCAGAAAUCACUACAGAGCUACCUCAGCUAUGCAGCAGAGCUCGCUGGAAGUGAAGAGGAAAUACUCACCGAAUCUUCCGAGAAGUUGGAAAACUUGAUUGCUUCGUCGCCCGCGACGCUUGCACUGAAGGCGUCGGCCGAGCAGGACGCGAUCGCCGCCCUGCAAGCCCUGCGCAACAAUAACAAUCAUACAAAAUCAGUUACCUCAGUACUUAGUAAAACGCAUCUACAAAACCUGGAAGCAAAUGCCGUAUCUGUGAUCCCCAUCGAGAGUAUGAAACUUACUUCCACCGGCGUACUACAUCAGCCGACAACGACGACUACUACCAUCAUCCAUCAGCAAGAGGAGCAGCAGCAGCAAUCGCUGCAACUAUUUCAGCAGCAGCAGCAGCAAACAAACCAACCAAAGCAGCCGCUUAUACAGGUGCGCAACCUGACGCAGCUGCAGAAGGAGCAUCUCGAGACGGCCGCGGUGUUGAUGGACAUCAGCAAGAAGGCCAUCAUCUCGCCGCCAAGCUCGAACCCCCAAUCGCCUAGUUUGCUCGCCGAGCAGAAGCAGCAACAACAGCAGCAAUCGCUACAGUAUCAAAUUAACAUUAACAAUCAGCAUACACAGCAACCGCAAAGUAUUAAAUCUUCUGUGAUAAAGCCACACGAAUACCUUUUGAACAAUCUAAAGCGUACCCCUAGCAGCGAAGAGAUGGAUCUUACGAUGAAGCGAAUGAAGGUGGAACCGAACGUGGUCCUUUCGCCCACGGUUCCGGCUACCACGCUGGUGAAGAAGAACUUUAUCAAGCGGGAAAACAUUAUCGAGCAGCUGGCGGCAACCGUGGCCGAUGAUCAGGCGAGCCAACACAGCGACAGUGUGGACAGCAGUGACUCUGGCCGGUUGCAGAUGGACAUAUCCUCGCAGGAUGCACACUCCGAGUGUACCGCCGACGAGCUAAAGUUGCGCAACAGUCUUCACCUUAACAACAACAACAAUCACCUGCAUCAGCACCAGCAGCAAAUCGAUCAGCUCGGCCGCGAAACUCCGGACAGUAUGAACUCCAUCGAGGAGCAGCAGCAUCACCAGCAGGCAGUAGCAGCAGCGGCACUAGUAUCGGCAGUGCAGCAGAUUCCCUUCGGCAGCUUACCGGAUGCGUCCGAUCCGACGAUGGCACAAAUAUGGCAAACACUGGCGCAAAAUACGAAUCUCAUCGUGAACGGUAGGGGUAAUGAAGCGACAGCCUUCUUACGAAAGAUGAUUAACGCACAAAGUCAUGGCAUUCAGUUUGCACCGUCCGUAGUACCGGUUGGUACAGGGCUGGCACUGCUCAAGCAAAACGAUAUCAGUCGACACAAUCAAACAGGACAAAGCGGUCGCCGAAAACAGUCCUGCCCAAGUCGAACGCCCGUUGAAGGUAACUCGCCUAAUUCAUCCCUCGACAACAAUGGCAUCAGUGGUGCUGGAGCAAUUUUAAAGCUCGCCACCGGCAAGAGUGCCACCACCGGCAAUGUAUUAUUCCGCGUGGCGGAACACUCCAGCUCCGCGAAAACUUCACCCCAGGGUGCGGGUGUUGCACGGUCCGACACGAAUAGUACCGCAUCCGGCAAUAGCAGUCCACAGCUAAUACUCCCCAAGCCCACAGCCCAAGCGCAAUCUCAGCAACAGCAACAGCAAAACUCACAGCAAAAGGACAUGUCCUGUACGAACUGCGGUACGACAACUACCACCAUUUGGCGGCGGAACAUCCGCGGUGAGAUGGUAUGCAAUGCGUGCGGUCUAUACUUCAAGUUGCACGGCGUUAACCGACCCCAUACGAUGCGCCGUGACACGAUCCAUACGCGACGACGACGUCCUAAGGGUGAUAAAAGCACACGAAGGAAAGCUGCCAAGCAGGAUAAUGGAGAUAUUGUGGACAAUGGCGUGGAAACAGCUGUCGAUCUACAAACUCUGCAAAACCAUAUAAAGGCGCUGCACGAAGCUGCCCGCAGUACACCGCCCAACUUAACCAUGCCACCUGCCUUCCAACAUUAUCUGCGUGCGACGCAAAACUUCGACCCGAACGGUAGUGGUGAGCUGCUGGUGGGCGAUGGUGGUGACGAUAGUGGGCCCGAAAACGAUCUAGACUCGUGCAACCUGCCGCUCAAUCUGGUGGCCACCCAGUUAGGCAGCGAUUCGUCGCAACACUGACGGAAGCUUCCGACGGGGCAACAGCGCCCGGCAGCGUCAGUAGCAGCAGCACCAGGUGACCAAAAUUCUAAACCUUUGUCUAGGCGCCCUUUAAACGGGACCACCACCAAGAAGGGAACGCGCUCGGCCAAGGCACCAGUAACGGAUGCGGUAUUAUCCUGUGAGAAAAAAGGAGUAAUUUAAGGUGGAGAGAUUUGUUGGUUACUACAACCAAUGUUACUAUAACUACUAAUAUUAUCAGCUAGAAACUGCAAAAAUCCUGCUCCAACACUUACUAGCCGCUGCUAUCGGUGACAACAAUUACUUAGCUGCUACGUUCCGAACGCAGACUAUGGCAGAACAGAAAACCCCGCAAAAUACUCGUUUAUUGGGAAAACAGUCAGAAUAGACAGCGCGAAGUGCAAAACCUGUGUCCGGCGAAAGAGAAGAUUGGAAAUUUAAAUUUAGCAACCUAGACGGCGUGACAGCAGAGAAUGCGCGAACAAAUUCAAUCGGCAACUGAAAUACUCCAUUAGUGACGUCCGUUUUACGAUUAUAUAUAUAUAGAAGUGCGUUGUGGGUGGAACAGCACAGAAAAAUGGGAACGAUAGGGAGUGAAAGAGAGAGAGCUAGUGCGAGAAGGGCAGAGAGAAUUGAUCGUUGAUUGAUAAUUAUUAUACUAGAGGACAGUAUUUAUUACCUUUUAACGAAAACAAAUCCUAGACCAGGACAAUAUUAUUGAUACAAUUUAAGUGGCUGGGAUGGAGAGGAUGCGGCAUCGUAGCGGAAGAUAGAUACAGCCACAGCUACACGGAACAAGCACGCAAUUACACGCGAAAACAAAGAGACUAACCUACAAGCAAACGCACCCUGCUCACUUGGGCACCUUUCACGCAGUUGAAAGGAUAUAGAGAAACAGAGACCGAGAACGUCUUGUACUAAAAAGCGGCAAACAAACAUAAGCAAUAAUGAUUUAACCAGCCCGUCGUCAUUGUAAAGGCGUUAGCUACGGUUUGCAAAACGCGGACCCAAACCAAGGGGGGCAGCAGCAUGUAUAGCAUUGUAAGGUAGUAGCGUUAUUUUUAAGUGUCAGUUUUUACAUACGUUGUGACGAUUGAGUACGUUAAUGAGGAGCAAAACAAAACCCCAUCCUACUUGCAUGGUACAUACUUACAUUUAGAUAUUACUUUCAUUUUAACGUCAUUUUAAUCAUACUUCAGCAUUAGAUGUUAAGUGAAGGCAAACGAUUGGGAACUUUUGUGGACGGAAGUUGGUUUGGAAAUUGAAACGUUUUCUUUUUAGUACAGAAAAACAGUACAGUAAGUCGAACGGUGAAUAUUACUGUUUGUGAUUGGGAAUUAAUUAAAAACAUAAAAGGUAAAAUGGUUGUUUCACCACUAUGUUCCGUUUGUGUGCAGUUUAUUAGUUGUUUUUUUGUGAGAUGAGAUGUAGGUAAAGAUCCAGCUCCAGCUUUACACGUCAAUUUUUGCUACUUAUCAACCAAUCAUUGAGCGGUUCAUGCGUUCUUCAUCUUAUGCGGAAUAAUUUGUUUUACUGUGUUCGCCUGUACAAGGGAGCACGAAAAACAAACGAAAAAAAACCUAUUGUGAUACGGAUACGAUGUGUUGUGCGUUGAAGGGAGACGAUAAGGAGGGAAAUAGAAAGUGCAAAGGAAAACACUUUCACACAUAAAACACAUACACACGAGCGCACGAGCGUGAAAACUCCGGUGCGAUGAACAGAAUCAAAAUUAAAUAGGAACAUAGUGCAUGAUGGCCAACGCGCAUUGACAAAACAAAAAAAUAAAACGGCACAUAAACUGGCAUAAAAACAAAUGGCGCUCAUAGUUUGUAGCAUGAUAAUCAUAGAAGGAAUCUCUACCAUUUUAAACAUUAAACACUAGCAAAAAGUUAAAGUACACAUCUUGAACAGUUUACAAAAUCGCUUCAGUGCAGCUCAUACUCUGUUACAAAAAAAAACAGAAUCUCUUUUCUGGUAGCUUCUUUUUUAUAUAUCGAUCGAAACGAUCGUCUCACGUUUCCGCUUGCUUCUUGUUUCGGUUGGGAGCUGUACAUGCUCGAAGCCGAAAACCAAGCUAAACAACAACACUGGACUUAAUUAGAUUUCUAAUUCUCGUAGGUUUAGAUGAGCAGCAGUAAGCGCGCUAGUCGCUGGUCUGUUGUACACCAUGCCGGCGAAACGUGCGAAACUUAUCGAUUUUAUUUUAUCAACCAUUUUAUCAAACGCGGUCUCGCAAGGACUCUUGGUAGGCUGAUGGAUGGUAGAAAGAUGGAAACAGUAUUUAGUAAGGUAAGACAUGACGGAAUGAAACAGUAUCCAUGACGCCAGCAAACCAAAAACCAAAACCGGAACAGCAAAACAGCCAUUGAUAAAUGAUCCGUCCGUCGUUCCACUGGAAAGCUUUUUUGCACCGACCCGGGAAUUGUUGGGAAAAUUGUAGUCGCGUAAUGACCAAGGACUCGUUAAAUGUGAAUGGCAUGGAAAAGAUUUCGAAAAAUUUCACACAACCCUCUUACGACUCCAUCAUCAUCAGGAACGACAAUUCUAGUCGAACAGCAGAAGAUCUUUGUUUUUUAUUUUUUGUUUUGUUUUCGGUGGUAAUUAUAUGGCAUUAACGUUCAUCACACACGCGCUCCAUUCUUCAAACCAAGAGUUCUUCGGGUGCUACCAUCCGAUCAUCCGACCCAUGAUCAUGUGUGUACUUAUUUUGCCCCAUUGCAUUGCGUAAUCUGUUAAUUAAUUUUCAAGCUAAAAGCAAAACAGCAAAAAACAAUGUUCAGCGCCAUUUUCCCCCCAACGUGUCCUUAACCAAUGGUUACCAAUAUUUAAGUUCGCUCUCCCAUUUCAUUUCACAAUUUAGUCAUACUUUAACCGUAAACGUGCGAUGUUCAUGACAGCCUGUAUUUUAAACGGUAGUAAACCAUUAGGUUUGUUUGUUUUUUUUUACCGUAAAACCCCCUACGGAGAUAAACAGAAAAACACAAAACAUUUUAAUACCCGUAAGCUUUAAACCACAUGCAAACACAAAUGCUAAACGAAGGGCCAGUUACUGUGUAGAACGCAAUCCAAAAGCAGCUUAAACAGACACCGUAGAAUGAAAACAGUGAAAGUGCGCAAAAACAACGUUAAGGAAAAGAAAACAACAAACAAUUGAGGGAUCUCCAAUCACUCCCAUCUAGUAAAGGACGGUUGUGUUAAAAAAACAAAAACAAAAACAAAGUAGAAAAGGAAAUGGAUGAAUGGCGCCAAAUGAGAGUGUAGGAAACAGCACUUGGUACUGUUGUGUGUGCGUAUGCUUGACCAGUUGUUUACCAGUUUUUUAAUAAUACGAACCUACGGGAUACGAGAAACGUAUCUUAUUUCCUAUCGCAUAGCAUAGUUCUUAAGUUAAGUUCGAUCGGCUCUACAUAAGCUACUCCUAGGGGGAAAUGGAACAAGCAAGCAAGUGUGUCUGUAGUGUUAAGGCGUAGUGUUAGGAUUUGUGUAGCGUAGUUUACACAUCGGACCAAGUGGAGUCGCUUACGCAGUACGUUUUGUUGUUUGUAAGAUGUGAUGAUGUUUCCUUUUGUGUUUUUUUUUAUUUAAAAAUUUAUUUUUGGUACAUUUUCCGUUCGUACUUUCGUUGCAAUUACGUUCGUUUUUUUUUCUUAAAUCGUUUUUAGAAGUUUUCCCAUUUUUACUUCAUUGCUGCGGCAUAUUGUACUAAAGGUGUACUAAAUUUUUUUAUACGAUUCAAUCACAUGGGAAACAUAAAAGAACCCUUUUUUUGGGGUGUUCUCAAACGACACUCUAGCUUGCCCAUUACGAGAGGAAACAGAACACAAACGCAAACAAACUAUUGUAAUUAAUUUUUUCUACGUUUUUAUAGUUCUUUUUUAAAUCUCUGUAUUUUUGUUUAAAACUAAUUGGCCAAAUGACUAACAUUGUAGCGACCAUUAUUUGCCAGCGAUCUCCAAGUUUCUUCAAGUUACGAUAACUUCACCAGAAUGAAUGCUCCUCCUGAAUCCCAACCGUUAGGUGCAGGAAUGCACAUUUUAUUUGUUCCCAUUUUGUUUUAUGUUUUGUAUGUAGCCACAACGGAACGGAUGAAAACAAGUGGAAUCAGAUAUUGUAGUCGAUCAUGUUAAAUUAUUAAGCUCCUUUCUACGAAGAAAUGGCGUUUGAAAUGCAACCGAUUUAAGAUAUAUUUCGUAACAAGGCAGUAUUGUUUUGAGCUUAGAGCCACAAUCACGUACACACACACAUACACACAACCCAUACCCACACAAACACAAUUGCAUACGGAAUAUGUAUAAAAACCAUUUCAUGACUUAAACGCGCGUUGUACACUUAGGCAUCUCAUCCCAUUCUGCACCGCAUACUUACAAAAAGGAAAACCCAUUAUUAGUAACAGCAUGGAACACACACAGGGAUCUAAUAAGUAAGAAGUUUUUUGUUUACUCAAAAAACUGAAACCAUUCAAAACGGCAGCACAGUUUUACUUAAGAAGCGUUUUAGACGUCUGUUUUUUUAUGUCUUACUUUCCUCUCACGUGUUUGCUGUGUAAAGCGAAGAUCAGAUCGAAGUUUCGUACGCUUUUCAUCUCAUGAUCAUGCACAGAAGAGAACGAGGAACCACCAUAGUUUUUUGUUGUGUGUAAGCUUAAGGUUAGCGUUUACUACGUGUAUUUCCUUACGUUCGUACACCAUUAUCUUCCAUGAUCCUUCACCCGCCUCCAUGUUCAUUCGCCGGUCGUGUGCAUGUAUUUAUUUGUUAGAUAGUAAAAAAAACACACGAAAAAGCAUACCAUCAUUACCACCGGACGGAGGCAGGAAAACAAAACGCUUUUCCUGCUUCCUAUACAUUCAUAGGUGCGAUUCGAUGGGUGAGUUCUUACUCGAACACACAUCUUCGGGGCAGCGAUUUGAAGCGCAAGGAACAGAAUGUUCUAUUUUAUGUUCUUCUUUUUUUUUAAACUCAAUUUAGUAAUUUAAGUAGAAAAGUAUUUCCCUCGCUAAACCCCCGGCUUUACUAAAAAAAAAAACGAAACAAACCCGAUGUAUUAAUUUUGUUAAUAGCUUUGUUCUCCCAUUUAAAAGAAGAAAAAAACCACCAGCCAGUAAUUUGCUGGCAUUGUGCAUAAUACGCAAGAAAGAUUUCGUUUCGUUUCAUUUAUCGUUAAGCUUCCAAUUUCCAUCGAAAAUCUGUACGACCACAGUAGAGGGGGAUGGCCUCGUGGAUGAGAUUGUGAAUAAAUGAGAUUAACAAGUGUGUAGGGCGAGUGUUGUAGAGAGUCGUGAAUGGGUGGGAAAAUAAACGAAAAUGCAUACAGCGCAAUGCAAAGAAACAAAGAAUUUAAACCAUGAAUAUGAAUAAUGAAACUAGACUAAAGAGAAAAAGGGGUAGGAAGUGACAUGGUACUCAAAACUCUCCCCCAUCCCACACACAUACACACACACACACAUUACACGCAAGCACAUACUCAAAGCUGCAACUACUACUAGUGCUACUACUACUAUUAUUGUGUAAUAUGCUCGGUCUGUUUUAUUCUUCUGUAGGUAUUAUUUGUGCAAAAAAGCGAAACAAAUCGAAACCCCAAACUUCUAUGGCAAAGCAUCAAAAAGGAUCUUUUGCCUUAGUAUUUAAUGAGUGCGCGAAUUGCAAAGAAUUGACACACACAGUACUACCGACUACUACUAAAUGCUACGCGAAGUUACGAUAAGUUUAAGGGCAAAACUUUUACUUUUAAUUGCUACACAACCCAUUUUACUCCUGAACAAAAAAGGCGCACUCCCAUAAUUUUAUACCACAAAAACACACACACAAACACACACAAACAAGCGCGUGGUUAAAGGUCGUGUUUUUGUGUCCUUUUUCCCUCGUCCCGGUCUUACUUACUCGUUAGUGUAACUAUUAUGGAUUAUUUUAUUAAUAUUAUUUUUAUCGUUUUUUUUAGUAAGAAAAGCGUAUUUUUUUUGCAAAAAAUAUAAACAAGUUUUUAAUUGAAA